GGGGAGCCCAACUGCAUAGAUAAUAGAUACAUCGGGUGCAAAAAGGGCGAAUUUCCGAGGUGAACCUUCAGAUCUCGACAUAUAACCCCAGUAUCGCGCCCCCAAGAUGGUCAAGUCUCGACCUCACAGAAACAAACAGCAUGUCGCUAUUACCGCUCCGAUCAACCAACAGACGGACCGCCCACUCCACGUUCUGGGCUGGGAAAUGGAAGGCCUACAUUGUGCCCAUGGUAUUGACUAGCUUCUUACUCCAGCUGCUCUUCCUCGGCAACAUGUCAUAUCUCUUCGGCGCCCUGCUCAAGUCAACCACCCGCAUGCACAAUCUCAAGAUCCUUGCCAUCGACUUUGACGGCGGUGACAUCGGAAAGGCCAUAUCCAGCGCCUACAGCAACUUGAAGUCUGACGAGUUUCCGAGCCUCGAAUUUAGCUCAUCGUCAGAGUACCAGACGCCCGAGUCAGUCCGCGAGGCUGUCUGCGAUCGUGGCUAUUGGGGCGCCGUCUAUACCCAUUCUGGCGCAUCCGAACGGCUCCUCACUGCGAUCGAAGGCGAUAACACCACGGUCUACAAUCCCAGCGAUGCCGUCACCUAUAUCUUCAAUGGCGCCUAUUAUCCUGCCGUUAGCUCAUCCUUCAAGGGCAGCCUGCAAACUCUCCUCAGCGUUGCGUCCAAACUUUACCCUUUCGCGUCUCCAGAUGCCUUGAAAGCCGUCAACAUGACCAACCCGAUGUCCGCAGGCGCUCUUCUCAACCCUUUUGAAGGAACCGCUUGGGAUAUCAUGCCCACCAACCAAGGAACUAGAGUUCUCCUAAACACCGUGUCAAUGGUGAUGCCGAUACUCAUGCAGUUCUUUUUCCAAAUGGCCUUGAAUGGCGUUAUGGGCAACGCGAAGGUACUAGAGACCCAGUCCAAGCGCGACAUCUACGUCUUCCGACUAGGUUCGAGCAAGGUCUACACCUUCAUUUCUGCUCUAGUAACGACUGGUUAUUUCUGGGCGUUCCGCGAGGGUUGGGGUGUGACAUCUGGCCAAUUCUUCGAGACGUGGAUGUGCAUCUGGUUCUACAUGGACAUCAACUAUCUUCUUCUCGAUACCGUCAUCGGCACCGUCAUUCCUAUGCAGUUCUUUUCUUUCUUCCUCCUCACAUGGAUCAUCGUGAACAUCGCUUCGACCGUCUACCCGUUCGACCUCACACCAGGCUUUUACCACUGGAGCUGGGCCUUACCCGCGCACAAUAUCUGGCUCUUGCUUGUCGGAAUUUGGUCCGGCUGCCGUUCGAGCCUCGAUGAAACUCUACCUAUUCUGUUCGCUUGGUGGCUUGUCGUCCACUUCAGCAGUGCUUGGUCAGUCCGAAGGAGGUGCUUGAUGGCUGAGGCUGAGGCUGAGGCACAGCGUGCAAGGCCCACAGGCGAUAAGUUCACUCAGAGCCAACAAUCUGUGCUUGGGAGGAUGUCGACCCGAGCCUCAGGGCAAGCUGCGAAAGAGAGAAGUUCGGAUAACUACGACUUGGAGGCGUAUCGACUUGAUGAGAGCCUACCCAACGGUGACGCUGGGGGGACAAUGAUCAAUGCGCCACUGUCUACAGAAUAGCGUGACAGUGCAAAAGCAAAGAGGAAAUAGACACUGAUACAGAGAAGUGUGUCCUUCAGUCCUACCGGCGAAGGAAUCAUGGCGUUCUUCAUGGUGCGAAUCAGACAUUGUGAGCAGAGAAUAAGUAGCUGAUAAAAUCAGUUACCUGCAGACAUAGAAUCUGGUUGCUGGUAUACUUUACAAUUUGGUAUUUCAAUAGUUAA
Molecule: messenger RNA, 1789 nt
Organism: Aspergillus novofumigatus IBT 16806
Lineage: Eukaryota; Fungi; Ascomycota; Eurotiomycetes; Eurotiales; Aspergillaceae
Product: SNG1 family protein
Exons: 1
Coding region: 141-1586 (481 amino acids)
Cellular component (GO): membrane
Source: RefSeq, a predicted model, not a curated record